Plenodomus lingam JN3 is the source of this 696-nucleotide messenger RNA. RefSeq lists its product as uncharacterized. Gene Ontology annotation, biological process: positive regulation of transcription by RNA polymerase I; positive regulation of DNA-templated transcription, elongation. The record is from RefSeq and is a predicted model, not a curated record. Gene Ontology annotation, cellular component: CTDK-1 complex. NCBI's taxonomy places the organism in Eukaryota, Fungi, Ascomycota, Dothideomycetes, Pleosporales, Leptosphaeriaceae.
AUGGCCGACCCCUUCGAAGUACGCCAGCGCUUCACCACGCUCCUCGCCCACCUCAGCGCCUCACACACCUCGCUCCAAAAGGCCGCCCUCUACGCGCUUAAGAACCGAGAACUGGAUGAAGACCUGCACUCGUGCAUCCUCGAGCAACUCGAGCGCACCAACAUGAACACGCGCGCAAACAUCAUGUUCUUCAUUGAAUCGCUGUGCGAAAUGAGCGUGCGCGACAACAAUGCCGGAGAUCCCAGCGCCAUGGGAUAUGUGCGCAUGCUGCAGCGCGACAUUCUGGCUGUGGUGGAGUGUGUGGUAGGGGAGGAAGGGGCGAAUGUGAGGGUGGUGAGGAAGGUGUUGAAGACGUUGGAGGGGCUGAAGAUCUUGUUACCCGAGACGGUGGGGGAGUUGGAGGGUGUGUUGAAGAGUAGGGAGGGGACGCAUCCGUUCCUGGAGGGGGAUGGGGAUGGGGGGAAGAGUGGAGGGAAGAAUGGGGGUGUGAAGAUGGACAAGAGACAGAUUGAGCACCGGAUUGAGGAGGAUAGGGAACGCCAUAAGAGGUUGAGGGAGAGUAUCUGGGCGGUUCCGGGGGAGAAGGAGGAGGAGAUGGAGAGGUUGUGGGAGGAGGCGAGUGAGGUUGGAGAGGAUGAUGUUGUGAUGGGGAGGGAGGAUCGGGAGGAGAGGAGGCAGGCUGUUGCUUUUGGAUGA